AUGAGUCGCCCGGUGCAGUUGGAAGACGCCCAAAGUGGUCAAAACCAUGGCUGCAGAUAUUCUUACAUGGAAUCACCGGUAGAGGAACAGGGAUGGCCUGAACAGCAAGCUCAUGCUCCGACGUCGCCAGGACCAGUCCCCGCAAACUCCGGCCUACAUUCACCGCAACACCAUUACCAAUACCAGCAACGCCACAUAGCGAUCGAACAAUCCACACCAGUCCAGAACCAAGCUACCCAAAUCUAUCCCAAUGAGAAAGAAAGACAUCUGCAACAGGAGGGAAUAAUACCUACUUAUUCGAAAUACCCGCCACCAGACCAACAUCCUGCCAACUUCGCUCCUUAUGCUGAGCCUGCUCAGCCCCAACAUUAUAUUCAACCGAUCAUCCACUCUCCAAUCCACUCACCUAUUCAUUCCCCAAUGCAAUCGCCAAUGCAAUCGCCAAUGCAAUCUUCCUUUCAAGUGCCACUGGCCUCGCCAGUAUAUGCUCAACAUGUUGUGCAAUAUCCGUAUCAAUACCAACACCAGGAACAAUACCAUCACCAGGAACAGCAGCAGCAGCAACAACAGCAGCAACAGCAACAGCAACAGCAACAGCAGGCAUACAGUCAACCAGAACCACCAAGCUCCCCCGGACCUCUUCCCGUCAAACAAACUCUCGAAAUUCCAAAUAGAAGCAAUACUAUGGUUCUUGCGCCCGACGAAAAUCCAUUAAAGUCGCCCAAACUGCCUUCGUUCCCACCUCCGACCGCAAGAGACUCCCCGCAAGCGCAAGCGACAGAAGACUCAAACAUAUUCCACCAACCCGGACAAAUAAUGCAUCCAGUACAAGAGGUCUACGGAGGAGGAUGGAGCCACGGGAUGUGCGACUGUUCGAAUAAUAUCUGGGCAUGUUUUCUGGGAUUAAUAUGCCCGUGUGUUCUCUAUGGGAAAACGCAGUAUCGUCUCAACCGAAAGUCCAAACAAGAAGACCCGACCAACAUGUUGGGAUACGAGACUUGUAAUGGAUCAUGUACCGGAAUGGCUUUACUAUGCGGAUGUCAAUGCAUUUUGACCACUAUACAACGCCGGAGAACGCGUAAAGCCUAUGGGAUCCCAGGAGAUACUGGGUCAGACUGUGUUCGGUCGACAUGUUGUUGCUGUUGUACCCUCAUUCAAAAUGAGAAAGAGAUAGUGAAGCGAGAAGACAACCGCAGUCGUGUUGCGCUGGAGAGGGGGGCAACUUUUACAUCACCUUACAUGGCACCCGCGCCGAUGACCUUCCCCCCACCACCGAAAUAA
This is a messenger RNA of Penicillium angulare, 1281 nucleotides long. RefSeq names its product DUF614 domain protein. Bases 1 to 1281 code for a protein of 426 amino acids. The record is from RefSeq and is a predicted model, not a curated record. The transcript is spliced from 2 exons. NCBI's taxonomy places the organism in Eukaryota, Fungi, Ascomycota, Eurotiomycetes, Eurotiales, Aspergillaceae.